Messenger RNA from Maniola jurtina (meadow brown), 2119 nucleotides. Its product is annotated as arylsulfatase B-like. The record is from RefSeq and is a predicted model, not a curated record. Lineage: Eukaryota; Metazoa; Arthropoda; Insecta; Lepidoptera; Nymphalidae. Bases 193 to 2010 code for a protein of 605 amino acids. The transcript is spliced from 8 exons.
UUCAGUACUGUGUCGGCUAUAGGUUUGCGUGAGCCGGUGUUCGUAGGCUACAUCUGUGGCGAGGUACAGGUGCUCAAGUGCGCGGAAUUGUUUUAUUUGUAUUUUGUACAAGUGGACGGAAUAAGUCAUUAUCGCGGAAAUGUUUUAAUUAUUAAGUUACUCAUCACGCGAGGCACUGCAGUUAUAUUAAGCAUGGGAAACGGGAAGGUGUUCAAUUGGGGCAGUUGGUGGAUAUCCUUGAGUCUACUCUAUGGAAGUGUGUGGUCUUACAAACCUCCCAAUAUAUUAUUCAUUAUGGUGGACGAUAUGGGUUUCAACGAUGUGUCAUACCACGGAUCGGACCAGAUAUUAACGCCGAACAUCGAUGCUUUGGCCGCCCGGGGAAUAGUUCUACAGCAGUAUUACAGUGAGGCGAUAUGCACGCCUGCGCGGUCAGCGCUGCUUACUGGCAAAUACCCUAUGCGGACAGGGAUGUACGGAACACCUCUUUCCAACUCCGAAGAUCGAGGUAUACCAUUGACUGAGCGACUACUUCCAGCAUAUCUGAAAGACCUAGGUUACAGCACUCAUCUGGUAGGGAAGUGGCACGUCGGGAUGUCCAGGCGGCAGUACCUUCCCAUGUCUAGGGGGUACGACUCCCAUUACGGCAUGCGAGGUGGCUUCAUUGACUUCUACACACAUGAUAAAGUGGAAGUUUUUCCAGGUGACGUACAAUAUUUCGGACUGGAUAUGUACGAUGGCGACAUUUCCCAAGAAGAGGAAGAACGGUAUGCUGUUGAUGCAUUAACAGACAGGGCCAUAUCGAUCAUCCAGAACUACAACGAAUCUUGUCCGAUGUUCUUGCAUCUGGCACAUAACUCGCCUCAUGCUGGUAACGAAGGAGGCCUGCUACAGCCGCCGCUGCACUCAAACGUGAAGAGUCAGCACAUUGCUAACUCAAACAGACGACUAUAUGCAGAGAUGGUCAGACAUUUAGAUAGCAGCAUCGGUAGAGUUGUAAGAGCACUUGCAGACAAAGGAAUUUUGCAGGACACCAUAAUAACGUUCAUGUCUGACAACGGAGCUCCGACCGUUGGACAAUUUAAUAACUGGGGCGUCAAUCUGCCUUUUAGAGGAAAGAAGCAGACUCCAUGGGAAGGGGCAGUUAGAGUGCCAGCGUUUAUUUGGCAUUCGUCAUUAAAGCCUAAAGUAUGGCGUGGACUUAUGCAUAUAACCGAUUGGAUGCCAACUCUCCUGGCAGCCGCCGGUGGGCAGAUAACAAAAGAUAUAGAUGGAGUAAAUCAAUGGAACGCUAUAAUAAAUGGUGAAAAAUCUCAACGGAAAGAUGUUUUGAUAUCCAUUGAUGAUAGUGUAACAAAUACCUAUGCUUCAUAUAGACUGGGUGAUUAUAAAAUUAUAGUUGGGAAUGUAUCAGGUUUAAGUAAUGGAUAUUAUGGUGCCAACUUUAUGAUAAAUAAGGCUCCUCCGCCUGAAUAUUUUCCCGCUAUUAAGUCUUCUGAAGUAGCAAAAGUUUUUGAAAGCUAUGGAAUAUGUUUGGAGUAUGACGAAGUUAUUAAAAUGAGGAAAGCAAGUACUAUCAAACAAUUAGAUAAAGUUCAAGAUCUGGUUCCCUGCGAACCUAGUCCUAUUCAAGGUUGUUUAUACAAUGUGCGGCAAGACCCUUCGGAGAGUCAUGAUCUUUGGGAACGAUAUACCAAAGUUGCCAACUUACUUAAAAGCAGGUUGCGCGCCUUAUGGGCCAUGCGAGUGAGACGAGCUCCUGUAGUAAUAGACGAACGAGCGAACCCAGCGAAUUUUGGAUACAGGUGGCUUCCAUGGCUGAAUGAUACAGUGCUCAGUGAUAAUCAAAAUGAUACACCAUCAACUCAAAGUGUAAUUGCGAGUGAAACCCCUUCUUUAUUACCAAGUAAUAGCAGUGCUCCUUCCGACAGAACAGUUGCUUCAGUAAUAGGCUGUGAUAACCCUACAGGAUUCAUGAACUUCUUGUGUAUAUUAAGGAGUGUCGUCUAGUUCCAAAUAGGUCAAUAAAUAAUUAUACUUACUAUAAGUAUUGUGAUUUAUUUAUAAUAUUAAUUAGAUAUUUCUAGAAAUAUUUUUAUGUAAAUAAACUUCCUUAUUA